Molecule: messenger RNA, 7417 nt
Organism: Conger conger (European conger)
Lineage: Eukaryota; Metazoa; Chordata; Actinopteri; Anguilliformes; Congridae
Product: collagen alpha-2(IV) chain-like
Exons: 48
Coding region: 293-5314 (1673 amino acids)
Cellular component (GO): basement membrane; collagen trimer
Molecular function (GO): extracellular matrix structural constituent
Source: RefSeq, a predicted model, not a curated record
GUAACAAACCAGCACUUGCAUUUGUAGUUCGCUGGAAGAGAGUUUAGAACACAUCUUUGCUAUUUUAGCAUCCUAUUUAGCGUUGCGUUUUGAGUUCUAUCGUAGUACCGUUUCUACAGAGGACUUUCAUCGGUUGCGCGGGACACUUGCGUACCUGAGUUGAGAGCGCUCGGCAGCAAUAGGGAACGGGCUACUGAGAAAGGGGACAUUGAAUACCGCAUCACCAGUUGCGUCUCAGGUGGACAUGCAUUAAAGCGAGGCCACACUGGAUGAAGAGGUCCGGGGGCGAGAAAUGAAAUUUGAGGUUCGAAAAGUCGGGUCGAUGCAGCUGAAAAACAUGAGGUUUCUGAUACUCUCUGUGGUCGUCUGCGUUCUGCUGACGUCGGAAGUGGACGCGGGCGGGAAGAGCGACAGCGGACCGUGUGGAGGGAGAGACUGCAGCGGGGGGUGCAAGUGCUUCCCAGAGAAAGGUGCACGGGGCCCACCCGGGCCCCACGGCCCCCAGGGCGUCCGGGGCCCCGUCGGGCGGCCGGGCGAGGCGGGGGUCCACGGCCCCAAAGGAGAGAAGGGGGAAGGCGGGCGAGACGGCAGCACCGGACCCAAAGGCGCCGUGGGCCAGACCGGCGUUCCUGGGUUCGCCGGUGCGGACGGAAUUCCCGGCCACCCCGGGCAGGCGGGGUCUCGCGGGAAACCGGGCGCCGAUGGCUGCAACGGAACCCAUGGGGAGUCGGGGGUUCCAGGGCAACCAGGUGGUCUGGGCACUCCAGGUGUCCCGGGGCAGCAUGGCAGAAAGGGAGAGAAGGGGGAAUCCAUAAAGCUCAGUGUGUUCAUGGAGAAAUUUCGGGGGGAUCCAGGUGACACUGGCUUGCCCGGAAUACGUGGGCCAGAUGGUUCCCCAGGUUUGCAGGGCUCCAGGGGCUAUGCUGGGCCCCAGGGCCCCCUUGGAUAUCCAGGUCCCCCUGGGCCAAAGGGGGAAAUGACCAUGGUCAUAAAGGGAGAGAAGGGAGAGCCGGGGGACGCCGGAGAGCCUGGUCUCCCUGGAAACGACACCUUCCCCCACACCUCCCCCUCCGACGGCUUUCCCGGCAAGAAAGGAGAAAAAGGUUUAAAGGGUGAAGUUGGAGCUUUGGCUGAUAACAAGGGGGAAGAUGGAGUCAUGGGGUUUCCAGGACUACGGGGAAGUUCAGGUUCGGACGGGGAACCGGGAGAGACGGGAGAUAUCGGUGAAGCAGGACCACAGGGAGGGGACGGACUCAAGGGAGAGAGAGGAGAACCAGGACCAGUGUUGUUUAUUGGGGGCACACACGGAGCGGGUCCACGCGGGCCGUCCGGACAGCCCGGCUACAAGGGGGAGAGAGGCGAGCCGGGAGAGAAGGGUCUUCCAGGUCUCCCGGGAGUUCCCGGGAUCUCCAGCGGUCAGAGCGUGGUGAACAUCAGCCCGUUCGGGCCCAAGGGGCUGAAGGGAUCCAAGGGUCUGCAGGGAGAACCGGGACCCGACGCUCAGUUCCCCGGGCGCCCCGGUUUCGAUGGCUUUCCCGGCCGCCCGGGCCCCCCCGGCGCCAAAGGAUCAUGGGCGAAUGCGUUUCAAGGUCCUGAAGGGGAAAGCGGGCAGCCAGGCCGCGCAGGACUGCAGGGACCCAAAGGUGAUCGAGGAUUGUGCGAGUGCGGCAUCGUCACCUCUCCGCCCGGACCCGCGGGCCCGGCGGGGAAAGAGGGCAGCCCCGGCAUGGUGGGCGAGUGGGGGCGGCAGGGCGACCAGGGCCCCCCAGGACACACGGGCCCCCCCGGGCUGCCUGGGUUCCCUGGGAUAAAGGGCGGCCCAGGGCCCAAGGGGAGAAAAGGAGACACCAUCGUGAUCACUGAGAAAGGACAUCCUGGAGACCCAGGAGACGCUGGACUCGAUGGGGGCCACGGGGAGAAGGGCCGGCCUGGGUUUUCGGGGCUCCCAGGGGCUCCCGGACUGCGUGGCGCCCAGGGGGAAGGGCCGGUCGGAUCUCCGGGAGAGAAGGGGUUCCCCGGGGUCCCGGGCCGGCUGGGGCCGGAGGGUCUGGCGGGGGAGCCGGGGCGCGCGGUGGGGGCGCAGAGGGGCCCUCGCGGCCUCCCUGGCGAUGCCGGGCUCCACGGUUUCCCGGGCGCCACGGGAACACCUGGAGCUCCAGGAGGCUGUGUUCUGGAAGGUUCUGGAGAGCAGACUGAUGCGGAAGGAGAGUGUGAUACAUUGCCAGGUCCAAUGGGUGAUCAAGGCAUUCCUGGAAUUCCUGGGAUUGCUGGUUUCCCAGGAGUGCCGGGUCUUAAAGGGGUGCAUGGAUUACCCGGGGAGGCGGGCUUCAAGGGGGAGCAAGGAGAGCAAGGGAGAGGAGGGAUCCCAGGACCACCCGGUUUCUCUGGGGUGCGUGGGGAUGAGGGGCAGCCCGGCGGUCGAGGGGCAGACGGACCCGCGGGUCUGCCCGGCCUGCCGGGGCGGGAUGGGGAGGACGGCCAGAAGGGGGAGCACGGGGUGGUCUUCGGGGCGGCCCCCGGAGCCCCUGGAGAUCAGGGCCGCCCCGGGCUCCAGGGCACCUGGGGCCCCCGAGGGGAGACCGGCACCGAGGGAUACCACGGAAUGCCCGGAAUGCCCGGUAUCCUCGGAGCCAAAGGGGACGGCGGUCCCCCCGGCCUGCAGGGGGAGGAAGGGAGGCCAGGCCCAGCUGGGAAGUAUGGAUUCCCAGGGGCCCCGGGACCAGCUGGCUCCCCAGGGCCUGUCGGGUUCAUCGGUGGCCCAGGAUUUCCUGGAGACAGAGGAAACCAGGGUGACCCAGGUCCGCCUGGGCCUCACGGGAUGAAAGGCUCACCUGGGGAGCCAGGUAACUCUGGAGCGAAGGGAAUAGACGGCUCACAAGGUGAUCCAGGAAACUCAGGUCCAGUGGGCUUUUCUGGAACUCCUGGACCACGAGGCUUGAAAGGCUCAUCAGGAAUGGCUGGCUUUUCCGGGAUGGAAGGAGUGAAGGGAUUGUCGGGCGUUCCCGGCGAGAAGGGGGAGCUGGGGUUCCCCGGGGUCGAGGGGCUGAAAGGCGGAAUGGGGAGGCACGGGGAGAAGGGUGAACGAGGGCUCGUGGGACCUCCGGGCGAGAAGCCACACAUCCCGCGGCAGGAGAUCGCCAAGAUGAAGGGGGCCAAGGGCGAAGACGGAAAACCGGGAGAGCCGGGAUUCACUGGCCCCCGAGGGCCCAAAGGGUUUCCAGGCGUCCCCGGGAGGACGGGCAGCGACGGCAUGCCAGGGGACCCCGGCGAGGAGAAGGGAGUUGUGGGCGAUCCGGGCGCCGGGGGACUUCCGGGGUAUAAGGGAAUGCCGGGUCCCACCGGCUUGCCGGGAAUCUCCGGCUUUCCGGGAAUGACGGGAACGACGGGGGAGAAGGGAACUCCCGGAGCUUACGGACCGAGUGGAGACCCUGGACUGAAGGGGAAGAAAGGGGAGGAGGGUGCCGUCAUCGACUUACCUGGCUCCCCGGGCGUGAGAGGGGACUUUGGCGUACCUGGAUUUCCAGGACGUAAGGGCGUCGGCGGCCAGGUCGGAGACCGGGGCGGUCCUGGUUUCCACGGCAUCGAGGGCCUGAAAGCGGAGAGCGGGGACCCUGGCCCUGACGGGCGCCCAGGCGUUGAUGGGAAAACAGGCUCUCCAGGAGACCCGGGGCAGAAGGGCUUUUCCGGAACGCCGGGACAAACGGGAUCCAGCGGAUUUCCCGGGACACCCGGGCACAGAGGUUUUCCGGGUCUGAAGGGAAUUUUUGGACUCCACGGCCUGAAGGGCCAAAAGGGAAUCCAUGGAACGCCAGGUCUGGACGACUGGGGGCAGCCGGGGGAGCCGGGGGUGAAAGGAGAGCAGGGAGAACCGGGGAGCCCCAACACGCAGCCCGGGUUCCCCGGGUUAUCCGGAGCCAAGGGCUCCGCCGGAGAACCAGGUGACCCAGGCCAGCCGGGAGCCCCCGGGUUUCAGGGACCCCAGGGCCCACACGGAGAGCCCGGCAAGCUGGGCCUCAGCGGGGACCCAGGAGCGAAGGGACCGAAGGGAUUUCAAGGGUUCCCCGGGGUCAGGGGGACUCCGGGCAUCCCCUCGGCGUUCGGGGACAAGGGGGAGAAGGGCCUGCCGGGCCUGUUCGGGCGGAAGGGUCUGCAGGGCCUCCAGGGAGAUCCGGGUCGACCCGGCGCCCAGGGACAGCACGGCGUGUCCGGGAAGAAAGGUCUGAGGGGGGAGCAGGGGCUGAUGGGAAUUCCUGGAAGGGCUGGUGUCCAAGGAGACAGGGGACCUGUUGGGCCAAAGGGAAACCCUGGACCUCAAGGUUACGCUGGACUCCCUGGUUCUCCGGGUGAGGCUCCCAAACCACCCAAACAUUUGGGGGAGCAAGGGCCUCGAGGUGUGCAGGGAAUUCGGGGUCCUGAAGGCGUCUACGGAGAAAACGGCCCCCACGGUCCACCGGGCAACCUGGGAUUAAUUGGCCCCAAGGGCCAGAAAGGCAUGCCAGGGAUCGGUGGCACCCCGGGGACCCCUGGUUACCGUGGCGAGGGCGGACAGACAGGCCUCCAGGGACUUCAGGGCCUGGAAGGGAGUCCGGGGCGCCCUGGGACCCCCGGUAUCGCUGGCAUGGCGGGGCGCAGCGUGAGCGUGGGGUACCUGCUGGUGAAGCACAGCCAGUCGGAGCAGACGCCCAUGUGCCCCGUGGGCAUGGCCAAACUGUGGGACGGGUACAGCCUGCUCUACCUGGAGGGCCAGGAGAAGGCCCACAACCAGGACCUGGGCCUGGCGGGAUCCUGCCUGCCCCGCUUCAACACCAUGCCCUUCAUCUACUGCAACCCCGGCGACCUCUGCUACUACGCCAGCCGCAACGACAAGUCCUAUUGGCUGUCCACCACCGCCCCCAUUCCCAUGAUGCCCGUGGAGGAGGCGGAGAUCCAGCCCUACAUCAGCCGCUGCUCGGUCUGCGAGGCGCCCUCCGUGGCCAUCGCGGUGCACAGCCAGGACGUCACUAUCCCACAAUGCCCCGCGGGCUGGCGCAGCCUCUGGAUUGGCUACUCCUUCCUCAUGCACACGGCGGCGGGCGAUGAGGGAGGCGGCCAGUCUCUGGUGUCCCCCGGCUCCUGCCUGGAGGACUUCCGCACCACGCCCUUCAUCGAGUGCAACGGCGCCAAGGGCGCCUGCCACUACUUCGCCAACGAGCACAGCUUCUGGCUCACCUCCGUCGACCAGGCCUUCCAGACCACCCCCCAAAUGGAGACGCUGAAGGGCGGCCAGCUCCUGUCUCGAAUCAGCCGCUGUCAGGUGUGCAUGAAGAACCUGUGAUCCCAAAAAACGGACUGCGCCCCCCCCCCCCCCCCCCCUCUACCUGCCCCCGUCUCGUCCCGGACGUGGACCGAGGAAGGCCUGAACACAGGUGCUGAAAUCAUAUGACCCAGCUCGAUAACGAGGCCCACCAGUGUCUUUAGGUCCAGAGUUUUCUGUUCCGAAUUCGUAUACAAAAAGGUGCUUUACCCCCCUAACUUAUUACCUCAGUUUCAUUAUAGACCACCUGUCUCAAACAGACCCACCAAAAAAAUGGCCUUCAUGCACUGCUUUUCAUGGUUUUAAAAUACUUUUUUUUUUGUUUUUUUUCUUCUUCUGUAGUACGACGUGUAGAUUAAACGGUAUUUAACAGUUUUACAAUAGUACUAACACACAUUAUUUUGCUCCAGACUGUAGAAUAUGUUUGGUGUACAGGACAUGAAAUGCACUAAGUACUCCAGUACUCCACUGUUGGGACUUCGGGACACAAAGUUGAUUUGGCCGUUGCGCGUUUGAAAGGCUGAGCGACAGACUUGCUUUGUGGAGGGUGUUUUCCACUUUUGGCUGUGUGUCCAUCUCACAAUGCGCUGCAGUCAGUGAGGGCUACACACUGCACCCCUGGGUACGACAGACAGAGGAUCACAUAAAGUCAAGUUUAGGCUGUGGUCUGACCACAGCAGGAGGUCAAAAUGACCAUGUUGAGGGGUACUCUCGGGACACCGAGAAUACUUGACCAAAGCUGGGAAACACAAAUGGCUGGGUCAGCAGGUAAGCACCAAGCAGUGCCAAGCAUUCAAGCAUGAGAAAAGGUUAAUCGCAUUGUUGCAUUUCUUUUUGUGUGGGUAAAUGUAAAGAAGUUCAGCCAUGCCAUACUGACAUAAACACUUUAUGUCAACAACCACCUCCUAGUUUUUUUAUUUUUAUGUUGGAGCACUUUGGGACCAACAAAAGCUAAGGCCGGCUCUGCCCUAAAACCCUAACUAUCCAUCCGUAGCUUGUCAGUGGUGUUUUUACCCUUCUUUAUUUCUAUUUAUAUCCAACCAGCAUUUGAAUACAAGGCUCUCAGUCCCUUCAAGAUUAUUUUAAUUUUGUGAUUGUACAUUCCUAUUUUAAGUCGCGGGCAAGCUAUAGCCUAGCGGCUAAGGUGCUUGACUGGGACUGACUUGACUGUUGGGUGGUUCACAUCUCAGUGUAGCCACAUUAAGAUCCACACAGCUGUUGGGCGCUUGAGCAAGGCCCUUAACCCUGCAUUGCUCCGGGGGAGAUUGUCCCCUGCUCAGUCUAAUCAACUGUAAGUCGCUUUGGACAAAACAAAGUUUCGAGCAGCGCUAGGGUCCGUGAUAUGAUACAUACACGAGUGAAACGGGGGAAUUUUUGAAGGACGAUUUGGCAGACGUCAAAUGAGGAUGCAUGCCACGGAUUUGAGGGGAAUAGGAAAUUAAGAUAUUUUGUCGACACGCCCACAAUGACAUUAAACAUUAAAGUUUUCCAGGAAGUGCAUGGAAAAAACCUUCAGCGUGUAAAGUUUUUACUUUAAGAUGUGUUCGAAUGGUUAUGACAAAUUGUCUAAAUUGAGGAAAAAGUCCCUUUUGAUUUCAGCUUGUCUUUAAAGUGCAGUUCCCUAACGAUUUUAUACAGUGCCGCCCUGCCACACAGACACAAUUUAACUCCUUCCCACAGUGGAAAAUCUCCAAAUAAACUUUGUGUUUUGAAAUCCAUUUUUAUCCAGUAUUAACAUCCUUAGUAAUGUUAACUCACAUGUUAACUUUUGACAAAAGUUAUUUGAAAUAAAUGGCAAAGAAGCUUCAUAAAUCUAACAGGCUUGUUGUUUCAUAGAAGCAAAAUGGCAGCAACGUGAGUCUGUCCUUCAUCAGUGCUAAGAAUGGCAAUGAAAUUACAGUCAUGUAACAAAUAGGUUUCAAUUUUCUAAAACAAUGUUAUCUAUACGAGAUGCACUGAAAACUAUUUACUUUGUACUCUAUGCUUUCCUGCAUAGCCCUCUUGUUGGGUUGAGCUACAAGCCCCUUGUGUACAUUUGCUACAAAUCAGUUAGAUACCCGUGUUUUUAUUCUCCUCAUUUGAUGUAAUUAUACUGAAUAAAAAGUCCUAUGGAUUUCUGUUAAA